This is a messenger RNA of Rotaria socialis, 492 nucleotides long. Lineage: Eukaryota; Metazoa; Rotifera; Eurotatoria; Philodinida; Philodinidae. The record is from the annotation of a GenBank genome assembly.
AUGCAUUUGGUAUUUAAGCACAAGGUUAUUCGUUUAGUUGCUGAUAGUAGUGCAAACAAUAUGCAUGCAUUUAAAGAUUUUGUUAUUCCAGGUUUUGUACACUAUUUUGACAAAAAUGAUAAUGAUAACAUGAGUGAUGAAGAUAGUGAUGCUAAUUCAAAUGACGGAACGGUCAGUGAUGAAUAUGAGUACUUGCCAAACUUGUGUUCAACAACACCUUAUUAUACUACUGAUAAUGAUGCAUUAACACAAGAAUUUCUUAUUCUAGAUUCAUUUCGUCGUUUAUUAGACCACAAUGAAGUAUUUCGAAUUCCUUGUUUUGCCCCCACGAUACAAUUGGCUGUAAGGGAUGAAUUAAAAGAAACAAAAUCAAUUUUAUCUUCAUUAGAAAAAGUGUCUGCAAUUGCAAAACUGUCACAUACAAGCACAAAAUUUGCAGAAAAAUUGGAAGUGAUCAAUUUAUCAAUACCCCGUGCCGUUGUUACACGUUGA